Solea senegalensis (Senegalese sole) is the source of this 4137-nucleotide messenger RNA. Its product is annotated as SLIT and NTRK-like protein 1. Gene Ontology annotation, biological process: positive regulation of synapse assembly; regulation of presynapse assembly; axonogenesis. NCBI's taxonomy places the organism in Eukaryota, Metazoa, Chordata, Actinopteri, Pleuronectiformes, Soleidae. The record is from RefSeq and is a predicted model, not a curated record. The transcript has a single exon. Gene Ontology annotation, molecular function: protein binding. The coding region runs from base 1111 to 3219 and encodes 702 amino acids. Gene Ontology annotation, cellular component: glutamatergic synapse; GABA-ergic synapse; postsynaptic density membrane.
GGGGCGCCGUCUUUAAGAAUGUGGGCUGUGAUUUAAGGCAGUGGACUGAGGCAGCGACGAGGCGCUAAUGUGAAGUCUCACCAGUGUUUCCGACGAUGACGACUUUGACACUUUCACCACGGAGUUGCUGCGAGCUUUGAGAGUGACAUGACUGACAGAAGCGGCAGGGAGAUCUUUUUUGCGCAUCUGGAGGUAAAUAACCUGCUUCCAGAGCUUUAAAUUGUGAUUUAAGAGAAGAAAAAAAAGGCUCACCCCUAUAUGUGAAUAGAUUUUUUUUUCCCCCCCCUCUACCCUGCUCAUCCCCUCCUCAGUCAGUCAACGGAUUUUUGCCAUUACAGCUCAGUAGAGGGUGUCAGAUCUUUCUCAGAGCACCGCGCUGGGAUGAACACAGUCUCCGCGUUCCUCUUUUUGUGAUUCCACAAAAAAAAAAAAGGAAAAAAGAAUCAAGCAGGAGGAGGUGGCGGUGGUGGGGAGGGAGCAAGAGCAAGAGAGAAACGGCGCAAAAGGAGCGAGAGGAAGGAGCGCCGGAGAAUGUGAGGGGGGAUGCGGGUGUUUUGCAGCGGUUGCAUCGCCUCCACAGCCUCAGCAGCAGCAGCAGCAGCAGCAGCACAGGGUGUGAAUUCAGCACCAGGGGAGAGGGAACAGCUCCCGACGCCGCAGCACGACCGGAGCAGAGAGAGAGAGUGAGAGAGAGAGCGAGAGAAGAGAGAGAGAGAGAGAGAGGGAGAAAAAGGCACGGAUUUGUUCGUUUUUCUUUUCUCCCCAGCCAAGGUCAGUCUUAACGAACUGAAAAAAGCCAAAAGAUGUGUCGGACUCCGCUGCCGCUGCUCGCUGUUUUUGAUUUUUAUCAUAAACGCGCGGAGGCUCCGAGGAUUCAGUGGAUGUGAAAGAGACGUUUAUGUGGUCAUUUUCCUUUCCACACUGGAAGUCUGGACACGCGCAGGUUAGAUGCAGCAUGGAUGUGUGAUCAUAAUAACAAUAAAAAGAGAGCGAGACUGCCGUAUCUCCUCCAGAAAAUGUCUACAUCUGCUGCCUUUUUUCUCCCCGUUGACUGACUUCUGAGCUCGUAUAUAUGUCUUGAAACCGGUAAUGAAUUGUUCACGUUGAAAAAUGCUGCUUUGGAUUGUUCUGCUGAAUGCGGCUCUUUGUGUUGCCAGUGGAAAUGUUACAAGGGACGUUUGUAAGGAGCAGAUAUGCUCCUGCAACGAGAUAGAGGGAGAUAUGCACAUAGACUGCGAAAAAAGGAGCUUCACCACUCUGCAGCAUCUCACUGGCCCCAGUUCGCAUUUCUAUCACUUGCUGCUGCACGGGAAUUCUCUGUCCAGGCUGUUUCCCAACGAGUUUGCCAACUUUUACAACGCUGUGAGCCUGCAUUUAGAGAACAACGGCUUGCACGACAUCGUCCCUGGCGCUUUUCUGGGGCUGCAGCUGGUGAAGAGACUGCACAUCAAUAACAAUAAGAUAAGAUCAUUCAGGAAGAGUACAUUUCUGGGGUUGGACGACUUGGAAUAUCUCCAAGCUGAUUUCAAUUUAUUGAGGGAUAUUGACCCCGCAGUUUUCAGGGACCUAAAUAAACUUGAAGUGUUGAUACUUAACGACAACCUCAUCAGCGCGAUACCUAUAAAUGUGUUCCAACAUGUGCCCAUUACGCAUCUGGACCUGCGGGGGAACCGAAUCAAAACGUUGCCUUAUGAGGGGAUCCUUGAGCAGAUACCGGGCAUUGCGGAGGUUUUGUUGGAAGACAACCCGUGGGACUGUAACUGCGACCUGGUUUCUCUGAAGGAAUGGCUGGAGAACAUACCGCAUAACGCGCUGAUUGGGAGGGUGAUAUGCGAGGCUCCCACCAGGCUGCAAGGGAGCGACUUGAACGAGACGUCAGAGGAGGACCUGUGUCCUUCACAGAGCGGUGGCGUGGACGCCAGCCUCGUAGCCCCUCCCACCCAGGAGGAGACCUCGGCUCCUGCAGCCCCGCGUCCCACGCCUAACAAGCCCGGCAGUGACGCCAGCGGGCCCCCGACGCCCGUCGGCCACGGGCCCAAGAGCCGCUCCAAAUCUCGUGAGAAUUGGCAACUGAAGACUAGGCCCACUCCACUGGCGACAGGUGCGAAUGGUGACAGGGAGCAGCUGCACAACAUGACGUGUCCCCCGCCGUGCAGCUGCAAGCUGGUGGGCUCCAGGCAAGGGCUGGGGGUCAACUGCGAGGGGAAGAAGAUCGAGAGCCUGUCCAACCUGAAGCCAAAGCCUCUGGCUGCGCACGAGCUGAAUAUGAGAGACAACAACAUCCACGCAGUGAAAAGGAACCAUCUGCUCGGCUACUCAAGCCUCAACCUGCUCGAUUUAGGAGGAAACAACAUCAAGGUGAUUGACAAUGGCACUUUUCAGAACCAGAGUGAGCUCAGGUGGCUGUACAUGGAUAAGAACUACUUGGAUACGCUGAUAGCAGAGAUGUUCGUGGGCCUCGUGAAUCUGGAAUAUCUCAGUUUGGAAUACAACGACAUCCAGCUCAUAGUGGCAGGCGCGUUCAGCCCCAUGCCAAACCUGAGGGUUCUGUUCCUCAAUAACAACCUGCUGAAAUCUUUACCUGUGGAUGCUUUCCUUGGGAUUUCUUUGUCCAAAAUCAGCCUGCAUAACAAUUACUUCCCCUAUCUCCCCGUGGCUGGUGUCUUAGACCAGCUCAAUUCAAUCAUACAGAUAGAUUUGCACGGGAACCCGUGGGAUUGCUCGUGCAACAUAGUGCCCUUCAAGCAGUGGACGGAGAAACUCGGGGCUGACGUGAUCGUGAGCGACCUCAAGUGCGAGUCCCCCGAAGAGUUCUGGAAGCGGGACUUCCGCUACGUGCGGAACGACCUCAUGUGUCCCAAACUCUACGACAAAAUCUCUCCCACCUCGCUGUCCAAAAACAGCACUUUCACGCUGGACUCGGGGACGCGCUCAAACUCUUACUUGGAGCCCAACAGGGUCUCUAUCUCGGUGCUCGUCCCCGGGCUGCUGCUGGUGUUCGUCACGUCCGCAUUCACUGUCGUGGGGAUGCUUGUGUUUAUUUUGCGGAACCGUAAGAGGUCAAAGCGGAGGGAGGGGAACUCGUCCGCCUCGGAGAUCAAUUCCUUGCAGACGGUGUGCGACUCGUCGUACUGGCACAGUGGGCCUUAUCACGCAGACGCGGGCGCCCACCGGGGCUUCGACUGCAGCACGCACCUCUCUACGGCAAACGAUGCGUAAAAGAGCGAGGGAGGACUCAUGGCACUGGAUUACAAACAGUCACAUGCACAUAUGCGGGACGGACUGAUAACAAAUGACUAAAAGAGCAGGAAUCAGGCGCCUCUGUGCGUCACAGGGGGAAUUCACAGACUUGUUUGUGUCUUGUUUUCUCCAGCUGAGGCAAGUAAGUCAGUCUGCUGCUGCACAGGCCCGACUCUCUGUAAUAUAUGUAUAUGCCCAAGCGCGCCCCCUCCUCCUCCUCCUCCUCCUUGGCUAAAAAACCCUCUUUCCCUCCCUCCCUCCUCCCAGUUCUGCUAUUUGCCGCAAUCGGACUACAUGGAUCAGAGUGAGAUGGAAAAGUGGGAGGAAAAGAAAAGGAAGAGGGCGUGCGUGCGUGCGCGUGUGUGUGCGUGUGAGAGAAUAAGGGAGGUAAAGAGAGAGCGAGGACGCGGGGAAUGGUGCACGAACGCAUGAAUGUAAAUGUAAAUACUUGGACUGAUGUAUCAUAAUCUGCAUGAUGAUAUUUCGCAUGGUUUCACACACACACACACACACACACACACACAGGGAGAAAGAGAGACAGACAAGCAGGAACCAUAACCACCUUCAAAGAAGCAAACUCGACCCUUUCAUGUUAAAUCAAUAUGACUACUGUAUAUAGAUAUUAUAAGAACUAUGUAUGAAUAUUACAAAGUGCCAUUUCUCUAUUUUUUGUGAACCUGCAGUUAGGAUUUGUAUUUGUUGUUUUAAACUUGUUUGGAGACAAAAAAAAAGAAGAAGAUAUCAAUAACUGAUGACGAUGACUAUCUGGAAAGGAGGGAUGGAGAGUGACGCUGUCAGUGCAUGUUAUUUUCUGUUUGUUAUCAUUUGAUUGUCGAUAAAUAUUGGGAUUAUUUAUACGGUACUAGAUGGUGCAGAUUAAAAAGCCCAUGGUCUGCA